Molecule: messenger RNA, 2486 nt
Organism: Limanda limanda (common dab)
Lineage: Eukaryota; Metazoa; Chordata; Actinopteri; Pleuronectiformes; Pleuronectidae
Gene: stxbp6
Product: syntaxin binding protein 6 (amisyn)
Exons: 6
Coding region: 379-1011 (210 amino acids)
Biological process (GO): Golgi to plasma membrane transport; exocytosis; regulation of SNARE complex assembly
Cellular component (GO): exocyst; plasma membrane
Molecular function (GO): phosphatidylinositol-4,5-bisphosphate binding
Source: RefSeq, a predicted model, not a curated record
GUGUGUGAGUAUGUGUGUGUGUGUGAGAAACCAGUAGCAGGUUCCCAGACACACACCCACACUCUCUCACACACACACACACACACGGUCUCCCUCGGCAGAGACAGGGGAAACCAGCUCUCCUCCCGCGGCUCUCACACACACACCAGCUCCUGUCGAGGAAACAAAGUGCAGUGGAGGCGAUGUUGAGGGAGACAUGUCCCCGCUGACGGAGACAACAACACGGAACAACUGGGACAACUGGGACAGCGGCUGGAGAGACUAACUCGGGAUCCGAGCUCCACACGUGGACACCGCGGCUGAGACACCUCGUGAAGAGCGGCUCUCGUUCCUCCCCACUCGACCUUCUCGCCACCUGCUCCACUCCUCACGAGAGAGAUGAGCGCUAAGUCGGCCAUCAACAAGGAGGUGUUCACACCCCACGACGAGAGGAUGCUCGUGGCUGUGCAGGUGAAGCGCAGGACCAAGAAGAAGAUCCCCUUCCUGGCCACUGGCGGUCAGGGAGACUACAUGACCUUCAUCUGCCUCUCAGUGACGAAUAAGAAACCUUCCCACUUAUCCAUCACUAAGGUGAAGCAGUUUCAAGGAUCCUCUGCCUUCAUAAAAAGGUCACAGUGGACAAUCGACCAGCUACGGCAGAUCAACGGCAUCGACCCCAACAAAGACUGUCCUGAGUUUGACAUGCUGUUUGAAAAUGCUUUCGACCAGUGGGUCGCCGGCUCAGCAGGAGAGAAGUGCACCUUCAUCCAGAUUCUCCACCACACCUGCCAGCGCUACUGCUCGGCACGGAAACCAGAGUUCAUCAACUGUCAGUCCAAACUGCUGGGGGGUAACAGUAUACUCCACUCAGCCGCGGACACCGUGACCAGUGCUGUGCAGAAGGCCAGCCAGGCUCUGAAUGAGCGCGGUGAGCGACUGGGUCGGACCGAGGAGAGGACCGCGGACAUGAUGAACAGUGCUGAACAGUUUUCUGUCACUGCACACAAGCUUGCCAUGAAGCACAAGUGUUAGACCACUGCCAAAUCCAACUGGGCUGGUUGGGGUUUCACAUGUCGCCAGUCGCUGUACAGAAGAAGGAUUCCAGAUUUUAUUCUUUUUAAAAAUCUUUAAUAUUAUUACUAUUUGUUAACAAUGUUAACAUUUUAAUGUUUUGGGGGGUUAUUGUGCUCUGGUGUGUCCUCUGGGGACGAUGCAUCGAUCGGAGGGCGGGACAAGACGUGUGUAAUGCUCCUUCAGACUGUCAACAGAACGCUUAAUGCUUUUAUUUUGCCCCAAAAAAAGGUUCAAACUUUAUUUGAUAACUACAGUCGUCCAAACCCCCCCCCCCCUGUUUUCAUGUGCUCAGACACUGAUUUGUGAUCACGUGCUGCCAAGUCAUUAUCGCUUCACGACGAACAAUAGCUUGUCUUGGCAGAUUAUCCAAUGUUAACAGUUAUUUAUGAGCCCAGCCGUGUUUGAGCAGUAGCUUUGUGAGCCUGAGCCUCUCAUGGAACCACAGGUGGGAUUCAGGAGUGUGUGCUGCCAUCAACACACAAAUAAAUAUAACACAACCUACCAGACAAUGGCCUGCAUUUUCUGAUCUAAUGUUUACUUUGCACCCAGAUAAUUAUUUAACACAUUCAGAGGAGCAACACGCCCGUCUGUGUCACAAAAAUCCAAAAGAGUUUGAUUUUUCACUCUUCUGGUCUUUUUUUUCUGUCAAUGAUUUCAAAUUAUAUUACAACAGUAUUCGUCAAAAUGUUUUCAAGCUUUUCACAAACUGCAGAUGAUUCUGACGACAUAAUAUAGAACAGGAUUGAAAUGUGUGGGUCUCUGUUAGACUUGUCUGCCAAACAACCAAAACAACCAAAACAACAUGGAAUACCAAUCGCCAACAUUUUUGUAAGUGUACUUGAAGAACUCAUUUUCUGAUUAAGCUUUUUACAUUAUGAUCAUUUAAGUUGAAUGAGGGGAUUUCAGUAAACCAGCUUCUGCGUUGUAAAAAGCAAAACAUGUGAUUCUUCUCGUACUAUUAUCUCAGUGUCCGUAGAGCUAAUACGUCCCAUGAACAUGGGGCGUUCUGAAAUUACUCCUGGCUGUAUUUCCACUUUAAACAUCUGUUAGUCAUCUCUUGUGCUUUUUGUAUAAUUUGGAUUGAAUAAUAUUCAUAAUAAUGAUGUUCGUACUGAUAGAUAAAGGACUAAAUAUCCCAAAUAGCAGCAGCAGCAGUGCUUAAUAGUUUAUUUUUCUGUGCCGGCUUCACACUGCCUGUACCUUUGGCUUCCUCACUGGCAAGAUAUCACCCUCAACAAUGUAUUUGAUUCUUUUUUUAUAGUUUGAAUUUUAUAAUUCAUGAUGUUACUACACACUUGACAACUUUUAUCUUGCAGAGCACUGUUGAGUUCAUAAUGAAACGUUCCAGUUGCCUAACUCUUUGUGUGCUUUUAUUCCUCUCUCUAACAAUUUGGAUGUUUAUUGUUUUAAUAAAAAAGACAUAUAAAUAUGAA